AUGGAAAACUCUGAUAAUUCUGUGAUCUUUGGAAUAUGUUUAGUAGAUUUUCAUCACAAAAGAGGUCCUGAAAUCGAGUACUGGCAUGGUUUACCUGAUGGUGUGAAAAAGGAUGGCUUAUGGACCAAUUUGCCGUUUCAGGCACUUCCAGAUGGAUCUCAUUCCUUCGAGGAAACAUUUACCUAUUUUACUUUAUUAUACGAUGAAGCUAAUCAUUGUAGUCCAACAAAUGGAGCUACUGAACUUUCUGCAGGUGAUGUAAAAAAUUAUUCAACGUUAUUCGCCAUAUCUUGCUCUCGACAGAUUAAAACAGAAGAUUUACUUACAAAGGAUGAAGAUGUUACACGUUCUACAGUCCAAAAAGCAAUUGUGGUAAUAUUUCGUGAACCCAUAUUUGGUCAAAUUAGAGAUAAAUUAAGUAUUGUUACAACCGCAUAUUUUCUUCAACACGACUUCACAGAUAAACAGAUAUUAGUAUCCCUAUAUGAUAACUUGAAAGUACUGUACAAAUCUUCAUCAACAGAAGAUAUUUCAACUUCAGAAAAUAGACUAUAUAUUGGAUUAUGUUUAAGAAAAGUCAUACACGAUUUUAAAAAGGAUGUUUUAAUUUUAUUGAAGGCAAUAAUUUUGGAGAAAAAAAUCAUUUUUUAUGGCAGCAAUGUUGAAUAUCUGUGUAAUUUACAAUUUAGUUUGAUUAGUCUUAUACCUUCCCUCUUAUUAGAUUUACGAGAUAGUGGGAGCCCCCUAACGUACAAAGAUAUCACAGAAAUUAAGAGAGCUACAUCAUUUAAAUCUAGUGACCGUAAAUCAGUCUUAAACUUUUUAGGGUUACCAUUACAAAUAUUUCAAGAAGGAGGACUAUUUUCACCGUACACACCACUUCAACAAGUAGAUGAUAUUAGAUCUGAAAAGACUAAUUUCUUCGUAAUUGGUUCUUCGAAUUCUUUGCUUUUUGAAAGAAGAGAUGAAUUAUGUGACAUAUUGGUGAAUGUUGAUACUUUAUCACUGGAGAUAAUAAAUAAGUCGCUAGAUGCACCUCUACAACUUACAGGACACGACAAAAAAUGGAUCGAAUCUAUCGUUGCCAUUGUGGAGGAGACGUGGAAUGAGAAUGAUGAUGAAACACCCAAGAAUUCCCAAUUUAAAGGUAGUGAAGAUUUUAUAAGGUGGCAAUUUGAAGACUACAUAACUGGCCUGCUCUCUUCUGUAAAACUCUUUGAUUAUGUGAAUGCGAACAGGGAUAAUCCAGUUGCGUUACAGAGCAUCCCUCAGGAUUACUUGAGUUUAAACCCAUGGAAUCUAUACAAUAUUCAAUGGGUGAAUAGGUGGGAGACCACCAGGAAUUACGAAAUUUUCAAUAAAUUGACAGAUGAUAGGCUUUUUGAUCUGUUUACCCCGAAACAUGCUUAUAAUGGUGUUGACAAUUUUGUAAUAUUCCAGCAGAAACUUCUUUCGGCCUUUCAAAACCUCAGAAGGCACCCAUCUAAUGAUAUUCUAUCUAAUAAAAGUACAGACGAUGUACAAACAUCUAAAGUAAUAAGUAGUGGAACUAAGACUAGUGAUGAGAAUACGAACCAAAGUGAUAAAGGACCAAAUUCAAAGGAGAAUGUAUGGGCAACCUGGAAAGAUUACUUUAAUAGAAAGAAAAUAAAGAAUAAUGACGAAUCUGCCAGCUUAAAUCACGAUACUAAUGACACUGCAAAUUCGGUAAUAUCAAAAGGUAGCUCGAAUAGUUCUAAAAAAACGAAGAAUGUUGAAAAUACUACAAAUACAAACCUACAACAAAAAUCGACAAGAAGGGCCAUUGAGAAUGCUUUAUUAGGACUUGGUUUACACCUUGAUAAAGAACAAAAGGACCUAAACGAAAGUGGUGAUGAUGAAAAAGACGAUUCAUUUGUUGCUACAAAAUCAACAAAGGAGGAAAAUCUAAACACCGAACAAGAUGAAAGAAUUGGAAAUAUUGUUUCAAGUAAUGAAAAUCCAGAUAAGGAGAGUAUAGAUAUCGACGAUUUGGUGGUAACUGAAGAUGAAGAAGAGGAAUACAGUGCUUCAGAUGCACAACCUAUAACAGAUAAAUAG
Molecule: messenger RNA, 2079 nt
Organism: Maudiozyma saulgeensis
Lineage: Eukaryota; Fungi; Ascomycota; Saccharomycetes; Saccharomycetales; Saccharomycetaceae
Source: the annotation of a GenBank genome assembly